GAAGGAUGGAUGAACAAUGGGCUGAGUAUUUAGGUAAUUACGUUUACGAUGAGGUUGAACAGAAUGUCGAUCUCAGUGACAUUGAAAGUGAUGAAGGUGAAGAAGAGAUGGAUGAAAAUUUUGGUGAUCCCGUGGUCGAAGAAAAUGGCAUUUCAUUCAAUUAUCGUGUCACUGCUGCUUGUGUAAGAGGAAAAAAUGUUUUCCACUUUCCAUCUAAUGUUGCUGACAAUUGGUUAUUGCCGUUGCAAACUGAGAUAGACAUUGUCGAUGUUCAUACCGAUGCUGUUUACCCAUGUGUGUUGAAGACUGGUAGGAGGCCAGGGGAGAGAUAUCUUUGCUUAGGUUGGUAUGAGUAUGUCAAAGCAACUCGUCUGAGGGCUGGUGAUGUUCUUGAGUGCACUGUGGCAGAUCCUCCUACAAGAAUGUUUGUUCGUUUUAUGAUGUAA
Messenger RNA from Vicia villosa (hairy vetch), 446 nucleotides. RefSeq lists its product as uncharacterized. NCBI's taxonomy places the organism in Eukaryota, Viridiplantae, Streptophyta, Magnoliopsida, Fabales, Fabaceae. The transcript has 2 exons. The record is from RefSeq and is a predicted model, not a curated record. Bases 6 to 446 code for a protein of 146 amino acids.